Messenger RNA from Astyanax mexicanus (Mexican tetra), 2678 nucleotides. It is a transcript of the gene nup85, whose product is annotated as nucleoporin 85. Gene Ontology annotation, molecular function: structural constituent of nuclear pore. Gene Ontology annotation, biological process: positive regulation of DNA-templated transcription; mRNA export from nucleus; protein import into nucleus. The coding region runs from base 548 to 2509 and encodes 653 amino acids. Gene Ontology annotation, cellular component: nuclear pore outer ring. The transcript has 20 exons. The record is from RefSeq and is a predicted model, not a curated record. Lineage: Eukaryota; Metazoa; Chordata; Actinopteri; Characiformes; Acestrorhamphidae.
AAGUAGUUUAGGUGUUUGUGAGGUUAGGAUGUGAGGGUGGGUUUUAGGUGUGUGAGGUAGUUUAGAUUUGUGUGAGGUUAGAGUCUCUUAUGCUGUGGUACUUUUAGCCUUUACAGCACGUUGAUAUUUUUUCUGUCAAGGACCCAGUCUUGAUACAAAAAACAGAUUUGACAUCACUGAUAAAAUCUGAUACAAACCUCAUGAACAGUUUGUAGCGUUUGGCUCAACAAUGCACAAAAAACAUAAUUUUUCAGAUUGUUCUGGCUACUGCAGUUGCACAGAUCACCCUCCUCUGCUCUGGCACAUCCAGCAAGCUGAUUGGCUCUUUUUGUUGAAGGGCGAGACUUAUCCAUAAAGCAGCUGGGGUUGAGGGUUACUAGAACUCCCAUUCCUAUUCCAGCAGCCUGCUAGCGCUCCUACAUGCGUCAGAGCUGGGGUCCUCGCUGCAAGUGGUGGAGGCGGUGAAGUCGCGCGGUGUUUCAGUUUAAACUGGAUUUAUUCUGAUUUUCUUAUUUUCUGUUUAAUUCUCUGAUUUUACUCCGCCUGGAUGGAGGAGGUGGAUGUAGAGCCGACCACCACGUUAAUCCCGGGCGUGGGGCUCAGACAGAGGCAUGUAGGGUUCGAGUGGGGGCCUGGAGAUAUCCUGGUGUAUGAAACGAACUUCAAAUUGCAAGGUGCUGGUUCUGCACGGUCUGGUACUCCCUCAGUCCACGUUGUGAGGAAAGAUGAAGACAUUUACUCUCCCAUCCUGCGCAAACUCUUCAAUGAGUCACAUCAUAUCUUUGUUGGGCUCCAGAAUAUCCAAGAGGACCUGCCCAGCAAAAACAAGAAACCUCAGUUUGUCAGCAUCAGUAAAAACUACAGAUCGGUGAUACGAGCGUGUAUGGAGGAGCUCCAGCAGGGUGCAGUGUCAGCUCAGGACACAUCUGUAAUCGCACAGUACAGCAAUCAGGUGUCCAUCCUUCUGGCGAUUGAGCUCAUCUGGAAUCUGUGUGAAGUGCUUUUCAUUGAUGCAGCACCAGCUGGCGUUCUGCUGCUGCACCUGCUGGACUGGGUGCGUUUGCACAAGGCUGAUGUGGAUGAGAGGGCCAGGGAGGUUCUGCAGAGUGAAAGCCCCACUCACCAUCACGCCUACUGGGAAGUGGUGAUCAGUUUUGUUCUGCAGGGACGUAUGGAUGAGGCUCGGCAGGUUCUGGUAAAGCAAGCAAAUCUGCAGCCCGCCUCCAGACCCAUCUACCAGCUCAUGGACAGCCUGCUGCAGAAGAUGCCCAUAUUUAAUCCUGGUGGGACUCAGACACUUACAGAGUUUGAUGUGAAGUGGAGGCACUGGCAUGAAGAGUGUGACCGCUGUCUCCAAGACAACUCCUUUGCUAGUAACCGACACCUGGAAACCAUCUGUAAGAUUCUGGUUGGUGAUGAGGACACCAUGUUGGAGCACAAGGAGCUUCUGGGCACCUGGUAUCAUUUUCUGGUCAGCCGGCUGCUCUUCUUCCACCCGACAGUCAAACCAUCUGAGCUACACUAUUAUGCCCAGUCAAGUAUGGAUAUGUUCCUGGACUUCCGGAGCGCCCCUGAGCCUCUGGACAGUAUCCUUCUGGCUGCUUUUGAAUUCGAUAUCCAUCAGGUCAUCAAAGACUGCAGCAUCGCCCUCAACAACUGGUGGUUUGUGGCUCACUUGACGGACCUGCUGGACCACUGCAAGCUCCUGCAAUCUCACAACCUCCAUUUUGGUUCUAACCUGAGGGAGUUCCUGGUGCUGGAGUAUGCCUCUGGACUCUUUUCUCAUCACAGUUUAUGGCAGCUGGCGGUCGACUACUUUGACCACUGCCCUGAGUUUGGUCGUGUGUAUCUGGAGCUGCAGCUCGAGCGUGUGCCGCUGGAGACGGAGCGAAAAGCUUUGAAAGUGUUGAGGAUCUGUGAGCAGAGGCAGAUGAACGAGCAAGUGCGCAGUAUCUGUAAGAUCAUGGCGAAGCGGGCUCUCAGUAAUAAUAGACUGGGCUCUGCUCUGUCCUGGAGUAUCCGAGCUAAAGACGCUGCCUUCGCCACUCUCAUCUCCGAGAGGUUUCUGCAGGAUUACUGUAAGAGGGGCUCUUUCUCUGACCUGGAUCUGAUUGACAACCUGGGGCCCGCCAUGCUGCUGAGUGACAGACUCACAUUCUUAGGGAAAUACCGGGAGUUCCACAGACUUUAUGGUGAAAAAAGGUUUACAGAAGCAGCCAAGCUUCUCCUGUCCCUAAUGACGGCCAAGAUCGCCCCCAGAAGCUUCUGGAUGACCCUGCUUGUUGACGCACUGCCCCUCCUGGAGCAAAAAGAGGUGAUCUUCUCCGUGGAUCAGACUCAUGAACUCAUGUUCUGUCUGGAGGAGCUGACCUCAGACAACAGUGAUGGCAAACCAGAGCAGUCAGCACAGGAUGAAGAUAUCGAGUCCACAAAGCUGGAGCUAUUACGGUUAGCUCUUGCCCGUAACCUAGCCAUGGCCAUAGUAAAGGAGGGGACUGUCGAGGCCUGAACAUUACAAGCUCUAAAAUCCUCAAAAACUACACAUACACACACACACAGGCACUUCAGUAACAUUUCUUUUAUAGCCAGCCCAUACUUUCUCUAUUCUGUAUAUAAAACCUUAUCAAGUGAGAAUGAAAACAGCUGUUUGUAUUUGAUAAUAAAUGUUUUGUAAUUGA